AUGGCAUCAUCCCGCGCCGAAGGCGAAAAUGGGGGAUCUAGCCCCAACACGUCGUCUUCUAUCAUCGGCCAGAACUCUUCGCAAAGUUUCCAAACGGGCCUCGCGUCUUCUGAGACAGGGCCGUCAACCCCGAGAUUCCCAGCCAGUGUGAACAUAAUCACCAGCGGCCAGCUUGUUCGCAUCCAACGAUACCUCAGGCAUCCCGGACUCGACCUCCCAGCGGACGUCAUCACCUACAGGAAUGCCGACUUAGCCAUUGCUCUGGGCGCCUGUGAUGACAACUUGGAUCCGAAGGGCCCCGAUGUUUGCGUGCCGGAGGCCCAGAUGCCCCGCCAUGUGUCUGGCCACGUCGAAGGGGUUUUUCCCGCAGCGUUCAGUGUACUCUACAACCAAGAGGAAAUGGACCAAACGAUGCCAUUGACGUGGCAGCAGAUCCGUGAGCUUGUUGACAUUUAUGUGGCCGCCCGCGAAAGAUAUCUCGGCGACCCAACAGAGACGAAGGGCGAUCACAGCCAGAGGCGGUUUGUCGAAAAUGUUGACAAGUGGAUUGCGAUGACGAAGAAUCGAGGUGCGAUUUCGGAUGAGCUUACGUUCCCAGCCAAGACACGAUGGGCUAUCGCAAGCGAUCCGCUCCAUUCACGAUGGAAAGAAUCGACAAAGAGACAGUUGGUUGAGGAAAGCAGGGAGGAAGACCGGAAGUGGAAAGCGCAGAAGGAGACGGAGGUGAAGGAGAGGGAGCUCGAAGAGAAGAGACUAAAGCUACAGAGAGAGCAGAGGGAGUGGAAGCAGAAGCAGAAGGAGUUCCAGGAGAUAAAAGAACAACUGCAAAAGUCGCGGAGAGCGCAGAGGGAGUGGGAGGACAAGGUAAAACAACGGAUAGAGAGGGAAGAGAAACAGCAGAGAAUAGAAAAAGUACGAGAAGAGAGAGCGCGGAAGGAGCGGGAGCAGAAAGAGAAACAGCAGAAGAUAGAGAAAGCACGGAAGGAGAGGGAGCAGAGGGAUGAAGAGCGUAAGGAGAGGGAGCAGAAAGCGAAAUUAGAUAAGUCAGAGAGAGCGCGGAAGAAGAGGGAGCAGAAGGAAAAGGAUCGGGAGCAGAUGCUACAGAAAGAAAGGAUCAAGCAGGAAAGGGAACAUAAGGAGAGAGAACAGAGGGAGAUAGAGCAAAAGGAGAAAAGGCAGAAGGAGACGGAGCAGAACGAGAGAGAGCAAAAUGAGAGGGAGCAGGAGGAGAGAGCGCGGAAGCAGAGAGAGUUGAACGAGGAUAUCGCAAAAGAGCGGACAGAAAGGGAGUGGGAGGCGAGGGAGUGGAAGAAGAGGAAGAGAGACUCCAACGGCCAGGCUCCUGGUGUUGCUAUGCGACCAGAAACCCGCUCAUCAAAUGCUCCCGAGGACGCGGAAGGCGUUCGACGAAGCCACCAACCACAGAUACGCCCUCGCAACGCCAACCGAGAGCAUAGAAGGCGGUGA
Molecule: messenger RNA, 1467 nt
Organism: Colletotrichum aenigma
Lineage: Eukaryota; Fungi; Ascomycota; Sordariomycetes; Glomerellales; Glomerellaceae
Product: Reticulocyte-binding protein 2-like protein a
Exons: 3
Coding region: 1-1467 (488 amino acids)
Source: RefSeq, a predicted model, not a curated record